CACCGUGACAGGUCCGACAACCUCGGCGAUGCUUCGGACUAAGUAGCCCGAGACGUGACGUAACACGUUCACUGCGACCACCACUUCAUCUUAAGCUCAGCCCAGGCUCAGCCACCGCUCGAAACUCUUUUCCAACGACUCAGACAACUCAUACCUAUCGGGAAGUGGAAGACCUAUCUAGUGACCUCUCAGUAUGCGUACCACCCUCCUACGGCUGGCAGAAUCGGUCUCCUCGAGGCCCUUGAAUCUUCGAGAAACUAGUGCAGCACUCUUGCCGCCAACACCACUAUAUAGGCGAAUCCUGCGAGCGCAUCGUUCCCUGCCCCCUGAGAUGCGGUCCCUCGGGGAUGACUAUGUGAAAGCGGAGUUUCGCCGGCACAAGGAGGUUGCGAACAAAGUGCAUAUCAUCGGCUUCCUCUCACAAUGGAAAAUGUAUCUGGACGAGCUACCGUCAGGUCCAGAUGCAGAGCGCUUCUCUGGGAAGAAGCUGGAUCCUACGGUGCUAGAGAAGAUGUCUGCUGAGCAGCUCGGACAGCUCUAUGAGCUGAUGAACGCAACAAGAAAUGUUUACAAUCCUAACGCACCUCCAGACGAAGCGGCAGGGGUAGUACCUCCGAAGUCGUCAUAGGCCUCCCAGUAUGUAGUGUUGUACUUUUACUGUUCGUGACUAUCUAUUAUUGCGUCGCGCGUCGUCUUGAGCACCUGAUCCUCCGUGCAUCGCACACCCCCCCCUCAAUUUUUCCCCUGCAUCUGUCAG
Rhodofomes roseus is the source of this 757-nucleotide messenger RNA. RefSeq names its product ACN9-domain-containing protein. Gene Ontology annotation, cellular component: mitochondrial intermembrane space; mitochondrion. Gene Ontology annotation, biological process: mitochondrial respiratory chain complex II assembly; succinate metabolic process. The transcript has 6 exons. Lineage: Eukaryota; Fungi; Basidiomycota; Agaricomycetes; Polyporales; Fomitopsidaceae. The record is from RefSeq and is a predicted model, not a curated record. Bases 194 to 628 code for a protein of 144 amino acids.